AGCCCCUCUAACGUGAGGCUGGCAGCAUCCUGGGUCCAGUGGACAGAAAAAUGUAUUGCAACAUCCUGUCAGUGGGGAGACACCUGAAUUCACAGAACAGCUUCGGAAGGCCCCCUGGGUUGAAUGCAUUUGGGAACUUGAUGCAUAAAAUUUGCAUGACUCCUCACUCCUUUCUGGAUCUGUCAUUGGAUUCCAGCCAGCAUGGCUCACACCAUAAAAGUUAACGGCUGUGCGUCAGGAAAAGCAGAGGGUGUUCUGAAUGGAGAUCAUGACAAGGAACAGAAAGAUCCUUAUUUUGUGGAGACCCCCUACGGUUAUCAGCUAGACUUAGACUUCCUCAAGUACGUGGAUGACAUCCAGAAAGGAAACACCAUCAAGAAACUGAACAUCCAGAAGAGGCGGAAGCCAUCGGUGCCGUGCCCAGACGGCAGGGCGGUGCCCGGCCAGCAAGGUGUAUGGACUUCCACGGAAUCCCUCUCCUCCUCCAACAGUGAUGACAACAAGCAGUGCCCCCACUUCCUCCUCACCAGAAGCCAAGUGACAUCGACGCCAAUCCCAAGGCCCCCUGCCCCUCUGGAGGCCUCGCCCAUUUUUCUUACCAUCCCGGAGAGCCGACAGCUGCCACCACCGUCACCACAGCUCCUGAAGCACAACCUUCAUGUCACCAAGACGCUGAUGGAGACCCGGAGAAGAUUGGAACAGGAGAGAGUCGCCAUGCAGGUGGCACCGGGUGAGUUCCGACGGCCCAGGCUGGCCAGUUUUGGAGGCAUGGGCUCCACGAGCUCGCUCUCCUCCUUUAUGGGUUCUGGAAACCACAAUCCCGCCAUGCACCCACUUCAGAACGGGUACCAAGGCAACGGGGAUUACAGUGGCUAUGUCCCGGCUCCUGCCACCACUUCGUCCAUGGGGAGCUCCAUGCGCCACAGCCCCCUGAGCUCCGGGAUCUCCACUCCAGUGACCAACGUGAGCCCCAUGCACCUGCAGCACAUCCGCGAGCAGAUGGCUAUCGCCCUGAAACGCCUCAAGGAGCUCGAGGAGCAGGUGCGAACCAUCCCCGUGCUCCAGGUAAAGAUCUCGGUCUUGCAAGAGGAGAAAAGACAGUUGGCCUCGCAGCUGAAAAACCAGAGAGCCACAGCCCAGAACGACAUCGGGGGCGUGAGGAAGCGGUCCUACAGCGCUGGGAAUGCAUCCCAGCUGGAAGAGCUCUCCAGGGCCCGGCGAGGCGGCGGGGAAUUAUACAUCGACUAUGAGGAGGAGGAGAUGAGGAGCGUAGAGCAGAGCACGCAGAGCAUCCGGGAGUUCCGGCAGCUCGCAGCGGACAUGCGGGCCCUGGAGCAGAAGAUCCAGGACAGCAGCGGCGAGGCCUCCUCAGAGCUCCGGGAGAAUGGGGCGUGCCCACGGUCCGUGGCUGUGGGUGCCGACGAGAACAUGGACCACGUGGUCGUGUACCGCAGGGGCCCGGGGGCCUGUAGGGACGCCGCUGUGGGGACCGUCACUGAGACGAGGAGCUCUGGGGUCGGCGUGACGGAGGCCAUGCUGGGACUGACGACAGAAGCUGACAAAGAAAUCGAGCUGCAGCAGCAGACCAUAGAAGCCCUGAAGGAAAAGAUCUACCGCCUGGAAGUUCAACUGAAGGAAACCACGCAUGACCGCGAGAUGACCAAGCUCAAGCAAGAACUGCAGGCCGCUGGGUCGAGGAAGAAGGUGGACAAAGCCGUGACGGCCCAGCCGCCUGUCUGCAGCAAGAUGGUGGAGGCUGUGGUGCCCACGAGAGACCAGAUGGCGGGCCACCACGUGGACGUGGCCGACAUGGGCGUCGGGACCUCCGUGUGCACGCGCAGCGUGGCGGUCUCCUGCCAGCCCGGGUGUGAGAGUCGAGCCGCGGGGCCUGAGCUGCCCCUGAAUCGGUGGAUUGUCAAGGAACGGGUGGAGAUGCGUGACCAGUGUGCUGGGAGGUCUGUGGAGACGUGUGACAAGAGUGUGGGUGUGGAAAUCAGUAUCUGCGAAACAGGCAGCAACACGGAGGAGUCUGUGAAUGACCUCUCGCUCCUCAAGACCAACCUGAAUCUCAAAGAAGUGCGAUCGAUCGGCUGCGGGGAUUGUUCUGUUGACGUGACCGUCUGCCCUCCGAAGGAGUGCACGUCGCGGAGCGUGAACACAGAGGCUGUUGGCCAGGUCGAGGCCGCUGCCAUGGCGGUGCCUCCGACCACCAGCCGGCACACCAGUACGGCUUGGGAACAGGCGGACCAGUCCACCAACACCGAGACGGCCACCCUUGUGGACUCCAGCACCAGCACCUCCCUCAGCACUUUGGACAAGCAGACCAGCACCCAGGCUGUGGAGAUGCGGACAGUGGCGGUCGGGGAAGGCCGUGUGAAGGAUGUCAACUCCUCCGCCAAGAUGCGGUCCGUUGGCGUGGGAACGGUGCUGUCUGGCGGUUCUGGCUUUGACAGGCCUUCGGCUGUGAAGACCAAAGAGUCAGGCGUGGGGCAGAUAAAUAUUCACGACAACUAUCUGGUUGGUCUCAAAAUGAGGACCAUAGCUUGUGGUCCUCCCCAGCUGACUUCGGGGCUGGCAGCCGGCAGGAGGAGCGUGGGUGUUGGGGACGAGCCCAUUGGAGAGUCCACGGAGAGCCCCCAGCCCCAGGCGCCUGGCAUGAUGACCGGCUUGGACCACUACAUCGAGCGCAUCCAGAAGUUACUGGCAGAGCAGCAGACUCUGCUAGCUGAGAACUACAGUGAACUGGCAGAAGCUUUUGGGGAGCCACACUCACAGAUUGGCUCUCUGAACUCGCAGCUCAUUAGCACCCUGUCCUCAAUCACCUCUGUCAUGAAGUCUGCAAGCACGGAGGAGCUGAGGAACCCUGACUUCCCCAAAAUGAGCUGGGGUAAAGUUACAGGCAGUGGUUUGGAAUACACCUGUAAGUGUGGAGGCCUUCAAGCAGGAACUCCGUUCCACACCCAGACCUCCCCGCCUGAGCAAGCAGUGGAGACCGUGGAAGGGACACCCCUCCGCGGCCAGGACGCCUUCCCCUCUCAGGAAAGCACGCUGUCCCCCGUGAACCUGACGGACGACCAGAUAGCCGCCGGCCUCUAUGUAUGUACAAACAAUGAAAGCACACUGAAGUCUAUCAUGAAGAAGAAAGAUGGCAACAAAGAUUCAAAUGGAGCAAAGAAGAAUCUUCAGUUUGUUGGCAUUAACGGAGGGUAUGAAACAACUUCAAGUGAUGAUUCCAGCUCAGAUGAAAGCUCUUCCUCCGAGUCAGAUGACGAGUGUGAUGUCAUUGAGUACCCUCCCGAGGAAGAGGAGGAGGAAGAGAAGGAUGAAGACACUCGGGGAAUGGCGGAAGGGCACCAUGCCGUUAAUAUUGAAGGUUUCAAGUCCGCCAGGGUGGAAGAUGAGAUGCAGGUUCCAGAAUGUGAACCUGAGAAGGUGGAAAUCAGAGAGAGGUACGAAUUAAGUGAAAAGAUGUUGUCUGCCUGCAACUUACUGAAAAAUAAUAUAAAUGACCCCAAAGCUUUGACCAGCAAGGAUAUGCGGUUCUGUCUGAACACCCUGCAGCACGAGUGGUUCCGUGUGUCCAGUCAGAAGUCAGCCAGUCCGGCCAUGGUGGGCGACUACAUAGCGGCGUUCGAGGCCAUUUCCCCAGACGUCCUCCGCCACAUCAUCAACAUGGCAGACGGCAACGGCAACACGGCCCUCCACUACAGCGUGUCCCACUCCAACUUCGAGAUCGUGAAGCUGCUCUUGGACGCUGACGUGUGCAACGUGGAUCACCAGAACAAGGCGGGCUACACCCCCAUCAUGCUGGCAGCCCUCGCCGCCGUGGAAGCCGAGAAGGACAUGCGUGUCGUGGAAGAACUCUUCGGCAGCGGGGAUGUGAACGCCAAAGCCAGCCAGGCAGGUCAGACAGCCCUCAUGCUGGCCGUCAGCCACGGGCGGAUCGACAUGGUGAAGGGCCUGCUGGCCUGUGGGGCUGACGUCAACAUCCAGGACGAUGAGGGCUCCACGGCGCUCAUGUGUGCCAGCGAGCACGGGCACGCGGAGAUUGUCAAGCUGCUGCUGGCCCAGCCGGGCUGCAACGGCCACCUGGAGGACAACGACGGCAGCACCGCGCUCUCGAUAGCCCUGGAGGCAGGACACAAGGACAUCGCGGUGCUUCUGUACGCCCACGUCAACUUCGCCAAGGCCCAGUCUCCGGGCACCCCUAGGCUUGGAAGGAAGACAUCUCCUGGUCCCACCCACCGAAGUUCAUUUGAUUGAUUAGAUGCAAAUAGCCAUCCAUUUACAUGCCACCGUUAAGCUGCUACUUGUUCCUGUUGGGGUGAUAGAUACUGAAUGUAUAUGUAUUGUGCCUGAGCUCACCAGCACGCAGAACGGGAGGCCUGGCGCCUGGAGCUGCGUGGUGGAAGCCGAGCCGGCGGGAGCCGGCCGCCGGGCACAUGCCACCUCCCUCCUGGCUGUCUUCCCUCUGCGCUGGGCGUGCUCACCCCGGCUCCGUGGCUGUCGAGUCUCUGCUCCGUUAUGUACAGUCCUAGUCUCUCCCCACCUUGCCACUGCCGGGAAGCAUCAGCUUCUCACUGGCUGGACAUUUUUAAAAAUGUUCCACAAGUAUUUAUAUUGACUUAACGUGGAGCCACUGGAAAGCUCUCUGAAGAUUCCAUUCCAGGACGGUUUUCUUGAUUUGUGUGUGUGUGUUUACUCUUCUCAAGUAAGGCAGUGGUGAUGACUGGUCGUCAGCACCUUGGGCCUGGGCCUGGUAGGUUUCUGGUUUCAAAAUCAAAAGUGGAACUCUCGAAAAGUAGAAAACUUACGAAAGGAAGUCUUUUCAGUUGGGUUAAUCUAGGUGGAUGUAUUAUAUGACUUUUUAUAUAAAAGGUAUCUAUAUAAAAUGGACACAGUAUUUUCAACUUUUGUAUUCCAUAGUCAUUGAGACAAGAGGAAUUACGUGUAACGUUGCCAUGUUUUCAUUAAUCAUCACCCGAGUCCGCAUCCGAUGGCAAAGGUUGGAUCUUGUUAGGGGAGUUGGCAGUAUAUUUGCCUCUAGGGAAACAUAGUGUAGUUCUCUACAUAUUUAUGGAUUCCUUUCUACCAUGUCACAUUUACUUUGGUCUUAUAUGUAUUUAAAUGUUUGAAGUGCCUUAGACUCUUGCCAUAUUUUCAAAAUAAAAUUUCAUUAAGCUCUU
Odobenus rosmarus divergens (Pacific walrus) is the source of this 5186-nucleotide messenger RNA. RefSeq names its product KN motif and ankyrin repeat domains 1 (gene KANK1). Gene Ontology annotation, cellular component: cytoplasm; cytoskeleton. NCBI's taxonomy places the organism in Eukaryota, Metazoa, Chordata, Mammalia, Carnivora, Odobenidae. The transcript is spliced from 13 exons. The record is from RefSeq and is a predicted model, not a curated record. Gene Ontology annotation, molecular function: protein binding. Bases 202 to 4263 code for a protein of 1353 amino acids. Gene Ontology annotation, biological process: negative regulation of actin filament polymerization.